Messenger RNA from Trypanosoma conorhini, 486 nucleotides. RefSeq lists its product as uncharacterized. The annotation marks the transcript as partial. The transcript has a single exon. Lineage: Eukaryota; Euglenozoa; Kinetoplastea; Trypanosomatida; Trypanosomatidae. The record is from RefSeq and is a predicted model, not a curated record.
GGGCUCGCUUGCGGUGUGCCAGGCGAUGGUGGUGCCGGCACCUGUGCGGGGCUUCCUGCCACUCCGGGGUUUGCUGAAGGCGCGGUUGGGACUGUCAUCCCCUUUUCCCCCAUGCGCCUCAUCUUGCGAUGCUUCUCUGCUGUGCCGCCUGUGGGGUUUACAUCUUCUUCUUGUUUUGGGUCCGUCGAUGAUGACAACUCUUCUUCUUUUAGUUUUGGCGAAGUGGGUGGCGAGCCCCCGUUUUUACUGACUUCCCGUGUUACUUGCGUUGCUGGCGAUUGCGGCCCCUGGGCCGUCUGCGGCUGUUCCCCUGAAGAGACUUUUCCGCUGCCAACACCGCUGGAAUCGCGAAGCCCCAAGAACAGACUGCUCAUAGACGCAAUAUUAUUAUCCCACGCCCAGCCCCCGCCGGCGGCGCAGCACAGCGCGCAGAGGGCGCACGCCAACAGCGCACGGCCAGCCAUCGCCGCUCCUCCCACCGCAGCA